Molecule: messenger RNA, 1947 nt
Organism: Microdochium trichocladiopsis
Lineage: Eukaryota; Fungi; Ascomycota; Sordariomycetes; Xylariales; Microdochiaceae
Product: FAD binding domain protein
Exons: 1
Coding region: 230-1798 (522 amino acids)
Biological process (GO): steroid metabolic process
Cellular component (GO): membrane; cytoplasm
Molecular function (GO): Delta24(24-1) sterol reductase activity; FAD binding
Source: RefSeq, a predicted model, not a curated record
CGACGUCUCAUCCCGUGCCUCACCAUCCUCACAACAACAUCGAAAAGCUCAGCCGUGCGCGAGCACCACUUACUGUCGCUAUCGUCUGAAAUCCCAGUCCGCAUUGGACACGCAUUUGCCUUGAUACCCCCAGUCGCAUUGUUCCACGCAGCGUGUACACGAUAUCGCUCUCUCUCAGCUACCGGACAUCAUUCUCACUCCAGCCCACACGGGCUCUCGCCACCUAGCCAUGGACGCUCACAACGCCGCAGUCUCGCGCAUCGCGACACGCGUCAAGACCUUCUACGCUGCCAAGCAGCCCUUCCGGCUCUACCACGGGACCACAAACUCGACGCGCACCAUCUCGCGCAGCGCCGCCAACACCGUCGACACCAGCAGCCUGAACCAUGUCCUGCAGGUAGACACCACCUCUAAGACCGCCCUCUGCGAGCCAAACGUCCCCAUGGACGUCCUCCUGGCCGCCACCCUUCAGCACAACCUCAUCCCGCUCAUUGUCAUGGAGCUACCGAGCAUCACCGUCGGCGGCGGGUUCAGUGGCAUGGCAGGCGAGUCGUCCUCGUUCCGGCACGGGCCGUUCGAUUCCAUCGUGAGCUCCAUCGAGAUUGUGCUGCCCGAUGGGACUAUCACCACCGCCUCCCGCACUGAGCAGCCCGAUCUCUUCUGGGGCGCGGCGUGCGCCUUCGGGACCCUGGGCAUCGUCACCAUGCUCGAGGUCCAGCUCCGCGACGCAGCAGCCUACGUCGAGCUGAGCUACCUCCCCGCGCCAGACAUGUCGUCCGCGACCAAGAUCUUGCAGGAGCAAACUGCGAAGCCAGAGAUCGACUACGUCGACGCAAUCGCCUUCUCCCCGACCAACAUCAUCAUCUGCUCCGGAAAACUCGUUCCGUCCCUGCCAGCAGGCACACCCAGCUCCAGCGUGAGGCGCUACACCCGCCGGACCGACCCGUGGUACUACCUGGACGUGCAGAAGCGCACCUCAAAGACCACCACCAUGACGAAGCCCACCACCGACUACGUCCCCGUGACGGACUACUUCUUCCGAUGGGACCGGGGCGGGUUCUGGGUCGCGCGCUACGCGUUCCGGUACUUUUUCACGCCAUUCAACCGCGUCACGCGCGCGCUGCUGGACCGCUUCAUGCACGCCAAGGUCAUGUACCACGCGCUGCACAAGUCCGGGCUCUCGGACCAGCACGUCAUCCAGGACGUCGGCGUGCCGUACGCCCACGCCACGGUCUUUCGCGAGUGGCUGGACCGCGAGUUCAACAGCAUCUACCCGCUGUGGCUGUGCCCGAUCAAGAUCCGCCGCGACGAUGGCAUGGAGGUAGCCGGGCACGGGCUGCACGCGGACUUUGCGGACCCGGAGAAGAUGCCCGAGCCGAUACUGCUCAACUUUGGCGUCUGGGGCCCCGCGGCGACGGAAUAUGACAGGUUCGUGAGGCAGAACCGCGACCUCGAGGCCAAGGUGCACUCCCUGGGCGGCAAGAAGACCCUGUACGCGCAGAACUUUUACACCCGCGAGGAGUUCUGGGACGUGUACAACUGGGACAGGUACGACGCCGUGCGGCGCAAGUACCGCGCCGACUGGAUGCCCGAUGUCUGGGACAAGGUCGGGCAUGUCGACGAGGAGGCGCGGCGGAGGGCCAUGGAUGGGAGUCGCAUGCCUGCGUUCCUGAGGGGCAAGAGGCCGUUCCAGGGGUUGUAUGGCGUGUACAAGGCGUGGAGAGGAGGGGAUUAUCUGCUCGCGGGGAAGAAGGGUGAGGCCAAGCAGAACGGGGCCGAGGUGAAGAAGGCCGAGUAGAGGAUUCUUUGGUUAGACAUGUUCAGCAUAACCCCUGGUCACUGGUGGUGGUGAUGUGAGCACCAUUCUUUUGUAACAGUAUCAGAAAUAGAUCAGGCCCGCAGGUAAUCUCGGGAACCAAUUGAAGUUCAAGGUGACUUUGAAAACUA